CUCGUUCACAACAUAGAAGAAGAAGAAGACGUAGAUAAUUAUUUACUGUUUACCUUUCUGUUCAGUCACUGGACGUUGCACUUCUCUUCUGAUAUCGACUGGGUUCGUCUGUUGAAAAGCGGCACACAUACAGACGGUCACGCAAAUAGAAGAAAGGUGAGAGAGAGAGAAAAAAAACAUCCUGGAAUCAGUAAUUGCUGUUUAAGAUAUGGCAGGAGGAAGGCGUAAUGCAUCCCGUGCUCCACCCCCAAAGCCUGUAGCACUUGUGGAUCAUGAGUUGAAAAGGCUAGGUCAUAGUGCUGAUGAUGGUCCACCACUUAUGUCCAUUACACCACCAAAACACAUGACCAUUCCAGACAUUCCACGAAUCUCUGAGUUGGGCUUUGAAGUUUGCAUGCUGGUUUUUAGCCUAAUGUCUCUCGCACUACAAUAUUUAAACAUAUACCGAACUGUGUUUUGGCUUCCACACUCUCACACCAAGUAUGCCAUGAACUUAUACCUCAUCGAUAGAAGUGUUGUAUGGUUUAUUGUGGUCACUUUAUCCCGACGGGUAUGUUGGAGCAUCCUAAAGUUAGCUAUCAUGCGUUGUUUUCACCAAUCAUUGUGGAAGUCAGCUUUGUCUAUUGCUCGAGUGGUAUUUGUGUGUGUUAUUGCUGCGCUCUUGGGCUUCUGCCUUUACACAAUCAGUGAUGCUCUUACAUACAUAAAGAUUCUGGCUUUGGGAUAUCCGUUUGUGUUUUACAUCUUUAUAUUUGAUAUGGAAAUCACAUCUUUCUUAGAAGUCAUUCCUGUACCAGCCAAUUAUAAGGAAGAGGGAACAAAGAACAGACAAGCUGUUGUGAGACUUAUUCAGCAUUCGUGCUUGAGUAGUGCUGAUGCUGUACGAGGGGAAGUAGAAUUUCUGACUAAUGACUGUAACCGGCGUAUGGCACAAGUCAUGUACCAGACAAUUGUCAUUGUCUAUUAUACAACGCUAAUUCCAUGUUUCUUUGUUCCGUCCUCGUUAUAUUAUGAUGUAUCGUGGGUUACUCUUCACACCUUAUUUGUUGCUACUACCUGCUUUAUGUGGCAUCUCCUUUACUGCUAUCCUGCAAGAUAUUGUGAUGUCCUCCAUCGAUCUUCCAUGCAUUUAGGUGGCUGGGCAAGAGUUGAGGGACGGUCAGCUCAUGCUCCUUACAACCCUUGGUCUAAUUCAGUACUUUGGCCCCAGGGUGCAUUAGUUAAACACAACAGAGAAUUAUAUAGAGCAGAAGGUGCAACUAAUGCAGCUGAACCUGGAAAUACUACUCACGCAAGGCUAUAUGCUAUAUUUUAUGAUCCCUCCAGACCAGUGCUGGUUCUAGUUUGGAUAUGUGUUUGCUGUGUCUUGCUGCAUUUGGUAUUAUUAGCAUCUUUGCAUCAGUGGCAUCAGCUUUUAGCAACAGCCUUGGUGUUAACUGUGUCAUAUGCUGCAUUAUAUCAUCUUUUAAGGGAUUAUUUAGUUCUUAGAAAAGUUUAUCAACAGGAACAGCAAUUACAGGAACGAAUAGUAAACUGAAUAAAAUAUAUUUUUUAUCAAAUUCAUCAUGAGUUAUUUUCUCUGGGUUAUUCCAAUGAUGUAAAUUAUACAGCAAAGUCUCCAAAGAAAUUUCGUCAACAUUACAGUUAAGAAAAUAUCCUGGUUAGGUAAGUGGCGUGAUCAAGUACCGGUAAUGUAUCUCAUUUGCCUGUCAUUGUGUUUGAGUUUAACAAGGAUGUAUUUUAAUCUUGGUUUUAUCAGUUUCCUAGGAAAUAAUGAGUAGUAUUAUGUAAAUAUGUACAGAAUAGAAAUCCUUUAUCUUGUGUAUUCUGGUAUCACAUGAUUUUUUUUUUUUUUUUUUUUUUUUAUCUUUCAUUCAUGAUAGUGGCAAUGAAUAGAGGCAGUCCCCGGUUAUUGGGGGUUCCAUUCCAACAGCUUGAUUCAAUUUUUGGGGCUUAUCGGUGCCAAUAACCUAUUAAUGGCGCCUCCGUUAGGUACGUAUCUGUGCCAAUAGUCUGUUAUCUGCACCAGUAACUGGAAAUCUGUGCAUUUUGUUGCUGAAAAUAGCUGAUUUUUGGCGCUAGACAAGCCCCAUAAAACUGGAUCGUCGAUAACUGGCGACUGCCUUUACUUCUUUUUAUAUAAUGAAAUUACCGAGCAAUGACACAGCUAUUAGUUUCAAACUAUUGCAGUAGCUGAAAUUCAAAAUUCACACUAGCUCUUUCAUUGUUUUAGUGUAGAUGACUAGUCCCACCCACUAACAGGAAUACUGGGAACGAUUUAGCAGACAACCUCAUUCUGUUUAUGCCAAUGAAAACACUGGAUCUUUGCAGUAGCUUUUUUCAAUAUUAACUGGUUUUUGAUGGUGUGUUAUUGCAGAUUUUGAGUAGCCUUCAAGCUUAUGGCUUUCAGGAUCAGUAUUUUAUUGUUUUGUCAUAAUGAUCUGAUUCAAGUAUAUCGUUUUUACCACAGGUGAAUUUGCAAUCAUUUAUUCAACACUCCUUUACAGUGUAGCAUAAUAAACAUAAACUUGUGUUCGUUAUCGAACUGAUAUUUUCUGUAAGGAUAAUGUUUGAUAGGAAUUAACAUGUUUGUAUGGGGUACUCUGUAUAUCCCAAAAUAAAUAUUUUUUUAAGAAUUAAUUAAAGAUUUUAUCACACUUUCCUUUGCAGAAAACUGAUAAGUGUAAGGGCAGAAUGUAGUGAGGAGAGAAUGGUGCUUUGUUUUUGGUUACAAUGGGGUUUUGCGGAUGAUUUGGCAGCAAAAAUCAGCUCCAAGUGCCCAGUAGCACUCGCCUUCUUUCCAAGCUCUUGGCUUUUGAGCUUCUGGCUCACCAGUCACCAUCUAUCAAUCUGGCGCCAGUUCUCCCCGCAUCCAGUUUUCUCCCCCUGCUACUAGCCCUCAUAAUUUUUAUCAACUUGCUCCCAUGCCUCCGUGCCUGGCUCCUUCGCUUCCUUCCCCUGCCUUUGUCAGUCUUGUGUCAGGGUUUACAGAAAUUAAUGUCAGUCUUGUGUCAGGGUUAACAGAAAUUAAUGUCAGUCUUGUGUCAGGGUUAACAGAAAUUAAUGUCAGUCUUGUGUCAGGGUUAACAGAAAUUAAUGUCAGUCUUGUGUCAGGGUUAACAGAAAUUAACCUUUUAAUAGUGAGAUGUUAUGCAGUGGAGGUGACUGCUCAUCUUGCCGACACUCCUAGACAAGGGUCUUUGUCAGGCUCCCCCUAAACCUGGGAGAAGGCAGACUGAAAGUCCAAGGGAGGGUAGUGGGGUUUGUCCACAGGUAGUUGCCCCCCUCAGUUAAGCCUGUUGUUGGUCCCAGGUCUCGAUGAACAGCUAUCAGAAAGGCGUUCAUUUGAAUGUACUUUCCAUUGCAGGCUAGAGGAGCUGAGGGAGUUAUUUUAGUGCUUCUCGGCCCUAAAGAGGCUCAAUUCAGCUGCUAAAGUGUCUGAGCACCAGUAGUGUGGACUGGAAGCACUGAUGGUAAUUUUUUCUUGUGAUUCUCAGCAGCUGAAAAGGCUAGUUUCAGCUGCAGUAGUGUCCGAGUGUCCGUGUCUGAGCUUCCAGUGUCUGAGCGUCGUCAGUAUAGCCACACAGUCGUAACCAGCUGACAUUUUCUCUCAACUCUCAGAAUAAUUUGGCCUUUCUGUCUGCAAGAGAAUCAAGCUUCAAGAUGGUCCACUAAUUUCCACCCUCUUUUCUUAUUCGGAACGUUAGUGGAUGAGUCGACUGGGGACUCUGUCGUCCACUGAGAUGUUAUUCAAGUUUGACAGAUGCAUAAGUAGGUUUUGCAUUUUUCCUUUAGUUUUCAUCCAGUUCUGAGGUUUACAAUGUAAAUAGUAAGCAUCAGAACUUUAUAUUUAUAUUUCAUGGCCGCUGAAGAUACAUGCACAUGGGUCUGGCCAUUCUCCAUUCUGUCAUGCAGUAAGGAGGCUAGCCUUAUCUCACAAACUAACUGCAGUUUUACUGUGAUUCCAUCAAUCUGGCCUUGGUCAGUCUUCCUUGGAAUGACAAAAUCUCUCGUGAGCGCGCUUUUGUUGAAAGACCUUACUUGGGCUCCAGUUAAUAAACAUAAGCACCAUGAUCCCUCUAGGACCAGCACUUCAUGUUGGUACCUGUUCUCAAAUGGCUGGAAUCAAAUUCCGAGCUCCUGGCGUCAUCUUCCUGGUGGUGAUUCCUGAACUCCUGACUUCUGUCUUCUCUUCCCGAAUGGCUUGCACUAUCUAGCCAGUGCUAGGCUCCCGCUCACGGACUAUUAUUUCUGUUCAGAGUAUUGUGUCUGCAGGAAAAUUUGUCACACCUCUUUUUUUUUUGGACAGGUCUCUGUUAUCCCAUGACCAAGCUUUUGUGUGUCUUAUGGAUUUUUCAAGCUUUAUAAACAUGCCAGAUAUUAGUUCCUCCAUGUACAGUUUCGCAAAUGUCCUUGGUCUGUACUAGGUGUCAUCGAGUCCACGCAACUGUUAUCAAGUCCAAUAAGAAGUCAUUCCUGCACAGAUGUCCUAGUGUCUAUACGACUGUCAUGGAUCAGCAGAGUCUGCUACUAGUCCACUCAGUUGCUCACAAGUCUGUAUGAUGGUAUACAAGUUCACUGUUGCUUGUGAGCCCACAGAAUCAUCAGAGAGUCUGCAUGGCCCACAGCUCCCUUCUCUCUUUGAUUAAAAUGAAGUUCAAGAUGGAGACAAACCAGAUAGUCUACUAGUCCUCUCUCUUACAUUUGUCUUCUUUUCCUGGCCGUGAACAUCAGUUUUUACCUGGAUGUGUCCACGUAUCCCAGGACGACUAAUAUUUGUGUCCCUUUGAAAGGAAAAGCUCGAAGGUUUUGAACACAAGACCAGAUGGGACAGGGAAUCACAGCCAGACACCAUCGUUUUUUUUCCUUUAGUCCCGGAUUUUUGUCGGACCUGCAGCAGUGGCUGUCUCAACUUAGACUUUUGGAAGGGGUGUCCCUUCUUCCUCUGAGAUUGGACUUAGUGUUCUGCUCAGCACCUUUUUCCAAGGUGAGGAGUCCUCUUUGAGAACCAGGAAGUUUCAGGAACCAUGUCCACAGAAGAACAGAGCCUGCACAACUUUGUCAGAGAGCUGAAAGCAGUUCGUUUAAGGCUUCAGUGCUUCGUGACCUUUUUUUCUACUCCUAGAGUGUAGUAAUUUAUUUAGGCAAAACCACAGUCCUAAUCUUAUUACAUUAGUAGGGAGACACUCUCUCUCAUAUUUUGUCCACCAAACAGCAGGAGAGCUUUUACUGUGGGCAGUCAAUCAAGUUUUCUAGUCACUCAAUUUUUUCAGUCUAACUAAAGUUUUGGUGUGGUGGGGUUACAAGCUAAAAACAAAAAACCCAAAACACAAACACAUGUACUCACCUCAGACUCAAGGUGAGGAGCUGUGCCGCUGUCAGCUGGAUAUAUAGCUAGGCUAGGCUAGCCUAACCAUCAUAACAACACACAAACAACCGAACAAGGACAACCACCACACAACAAUUCAAUAACCAUACAACAAAAGACCACUGCACAAAUAAUCACUAUCGAUACCAAAAAAACAAUAAUCCUACAAGUCAACACACUGCCUACAACAUCAAGAAACCACAAUAACAACUCAUCUACAACCCAACAGAACUCACAAGCACACCAAACUCAACAACACAGGCACAACAACCUUCAACCAUACAAUACCAACAACAGUUCAAACAACAGCUUCAAAAACCACAAAAUAACUGACCAUCAAUAAUACUGCUACCACAGACUCUGACUCAACAACACGGCUCUGCUCCCAGACGCUCACUUCCCCCGAUGCUUGUAACCGACGCUUGCCUCAGAUAUACACGGCGAUCGCCAUAACAGACACGCUUAUGACCGCCAUCAAACAACUCUCAUUCAUUCCUUCGCCAAUCUCUCUCUCUCUCUCUCUCUCUCUCUCUCUCUCUCUCUCUCUCUCUCUCUCUCUCUCUCUCUCUCUCACGCAACCCUCGGAGACGUCAAAUUUUAACUACUAUCAUUACUCCUCCAUUUUACCUCCCCCAGUACAUUUAACGUUCCCCCAGACUCAACAUCCACACUAAAUCACCUUUUGCAACACCCAAGGAUGCUCAGAUGCAGGCCCCCUGGAGCUUGUUUGAGGACCCUUAUACAUUCUUUCAGUUACAUCGCCAUUCACUUCUUCCAAAGCACUUUCAUUCAAAUUCCCAUUAUCUCUUGUCCCAACAUCUCCCCUAUUUCUGCUACCAAACCACUCAGUUCAUUCAUAUUUCUGUCAAACUCUUGCAAAGACUUAUCCAUCCUAUCAACUACCUCCUUACUACACAGUUUCCUUCCCACUGAGGUCUCACUUAUCCCUGUUAACUCAAACCCACAUACACUAUAAUUAUCAUUCAUUCCCUCAAAGUCAUCUGUACCACACGCUUUAUCAACCAUUUGCACCCCGACACUAGCACCCUUAUCAUGCCACUUACGCUUCCUCCUUCCAUUCCCUUUCUUCACACUCUUCCGCCUCCUCCCAUACUCAACCAACACCAACUCCGCUCUCCCAGACCCAUUUGCUCACUGAUGCUCGGCUCACACUUAUUCACCCUCAACCACUCACUCAUCACAUUCUCCCGAACAUACUGUCGCAUACUAGAGGACCCACCCAACUGAAUCCCCUUAACACCUAGUUUCCCAAAUUCCCUGCUUGACUCAUCCUCUUUUGCCUACACACACUCGCUACAUGACCUUCCAUUCCACAUUCAACACAUUUUGCAUGCUGUUCUUUACACAUCCUAGAAUAAUGCCUGUUCUUCCCACAAUUACUGCAAAUCACAUUCACACAGGUACCCUGACAUCCACUCCCUAUGUGCCCUACUUGUCCACACCUGUAACACUUAAUAUCCCUAUCUUUCUUACACUUGCUCACUAAAUGCCCCAUUUGCCCACACCCGAAGCAUGCUCCUAACGCCCACCGACAUUUAUUCAUUCUUGUGUUCUGGCUUUCCACAUCUGUAACACUGCUGCUCUCAUUCAGGACUAACUGAUCCUACUCUUCCAAUGCCUGGACUCCGAUCUCUCUUAGGUUUUACUACACUUAUGUUACUCUCACACUCUAUCAACCACUUGCUCUGCCAUUCACCUCGGCCCUUCUAGAAC
This is a messenger RNA of Macrobrachium nipponense, 7102 nucleotides long. RefSeq names its product transmembrane protein 39A-like. NCBI's taxonomy places the organism in Eukaryota, Metazoa, Arthropoda, Malacostraca, Decapoda, Palaemonidae. The transcript is spliced from 10 exons. Gene Ontology annotation, cellular component: membrane. The record is from RefSeq and is a predicted model, not a curated record. Bases 209 to 1537 code for a protein of 442 amino acids.